AUGAAGUUCUACAUAUCCACGACGGGUAUAAAGAGGCUGACGAUAUCGAGCGCCGGAGCCAGCAAGGCUUCUCCGGCGACUCGGAGGAUUUCCGGCCGGACGGUGUUGCCGUUGGUGCUGGUGCUCGCUCUAAUUUUGCCCUUCCUUUUCGUCCGAAUUGCUUUCAUUGUCCUUGAAUCUGCCACUGCUUGCUCUUCCACGCUUGACUGUAUAGGAUGGAGGUUUUUCAGCGGGAGCGACGAAUCUAUGCUCAGAGAGGAGUUGACAAGAGCACUGCUGGAAGCAAAGGAUGGUAAGGUCGAUAAUAAUGAGCAAGGGAUAGAGUCUUUCAACCAGCUUGUGCAGGAGAUGACGUUGAAGCAACAAGAUGUCAAAGCGUUCGCUUUCAAAACAAAGGCUAUGCUAUCAAGGAUGGAACACAAGGUUCAGUCAGCCAGGCAGCGUGAGUCAAUUUACUGGCAUUUAGCCUCACAUGGUGUGCCCAAGAGCCUACAUUGUCUUUGCCUCAAAUUAGCUGAAGAAUAUGCUGUGAAUGCGAUGGCUCGAUCUCGCUUGCCUCCUCCUGAAUAUGUUUCUCGACUUUCUGAUCCCUCCUUUCACCACCUUGUUCUCCUAACUGAUAAUGUCCUUGCAGCUUCUGUUGUUAUCUCUUCUACAGUCGAAAAAUCAGCCAACCCUGAAAAAUUGAUUUUUCACAUAGUGACUGACAAGAAAACUUACACUCCAAUGCAUGCAUGGUUUGCAAUUCAUUCUAUUCAAUCAGCAGUGGUGGAAGUUAAAGGGUUACACCAGUACGAGUGGUCUCAGGAAGUAAAUGUUGCGGUCAAAGAGAUGUUAGAGAUCCAUCGCCUGAUUUGGGGAAAAUAUUACAAAAAUUUGAAAGAAGAGGACUUUGAGUAUGAUGGAGAACAUAAAAGAUUCUUAGAAGCUCUGAGUCCCAGCUGCCUUUCCCUUAUGAACCUUCUUCGAAUUUAUAUCCCUGAGCUGUUUCCAGAUCUCAACAAGAUAGUGUUCUUGGACGAUGAUAUUGUUGUGCAACAUGACAUAUCAUCUUUGUGGGAACUCGAUCUCAAUGGCAAUGUUGUUGGUGCAGUUGUCAAUUCAUGGGACGGUGACAACUGUUGCCCAGGAAGAAAAUACAAGGAUUACUUUAAUUUUUCAGAGCCUAUAAUUUCAUCCAACUUUGAUCACAAUCGUUGUGCGUGGCUGUAUGGCAUGAAUGUCUUCGAUCUUGAAGCUUGGAGGCGAGCCAAUAUAACAGAAACAUACCAUCAUUGGUUAAAACUUAGCCAGGAAUCUGGGUUGACAUUGUGGCGUCCAGGAAUAAUUCCACCUGCCUUAAUUGCAUUUGAGGGUCAUGUGCAUCAUAUUGACCCAUUAUGGCAUGUCCCCGGGUUAGGUUCCCGGUCCCCAGAAGUUCCCAGAGAUAUAUUGGAGGCUGCUUCCGUUAUUCAUUUCAGUGGCCCAGCAAAGCCGUGGCUUGAGAUUGGCUUUCCAGAGGAUCAUGGGGUGAAGAGGACGAAGUUCUUUCACUCUCUCUCAGAUAUUCAUUUUGGGACAAAUCCAGAAGCAGAGUUUGGGGAACAGAGGGAAGAAGAAGGUUUUGGCUUCAGUCUCUGCACACACUCAGCUCAGCUCUGGACACUUCAGAUGGUUCGUAUUCAUGUCCAUAAUAGACAGUAG
Molecule: messenger RNA, 1683 nt
Organism: Prunus armeniaca (apricot)
Lineage: Eukaryota; Viridiplantae; Streptophyta; Magnoliopsida; Rosales; Rosaceae
Source: the annotation of a GenBank genome assembly